AUGUCUCAAAACAGCGCUGCCUGGAUCACCGCGCCUCGCGCCAAGCCUCUCGAGAUCAAAGAGGCGCCCCUGUGGAAAGCCGGCCCCGGGGAGGUCAUUGUCAAAAAUGCUGCUGUGGCUAUUAAUCCGGUCGAGUGGAAGAUCCAAGAUUCGGAGCUCCUCCCCAUGACCUACCCCAACAUUCUCGGCGCUGAUGUCGCAGGCGUUGUCGAGGAAGUCGGCGAAGGCGUCACCCGCCUACAGAAGGGCCAGCGUGUCAUGGCAUACGCCACAAGCAUCGACACAUCUGACCCCUCCCAAGGCGGCUUUCAGCUCUAUACCAGAUGCCAGGAGACCCUCGUCUCCCCCAUCCCGGACACUCUCUCCUUUGAGCAAGCUGUCGUCCUCCCGCUCGCCAUCUCUACCGCUGCGGCUGGAUUGUACGAGAAGACGAUGCUGAAUUUGCCUUUUCCCACCGUGAAUGGUGAGAAGCACGGUGUCGGCAAGACGCUGCUCGUCUGGGGCGCCGCAUCUUCCGUUGGCUCGGCUGCCGUGCAGUUGGCGGCCGCGUCUGGUCUGAGGAUUGUGGCGACGGCGUCGGCGCGGAACCAUGAGUUUGUGAGGGCGCUGGGUGCGAGCAGCGUGAUUGAUUACGGCUCGCCGAGUGUCGUUGAGGAUGUUGUUGCGGCGAUCAAAGAGAGCGGGGAGUUUGUGGGAGUCUUCGACUCUAUCUCUGGAGGUAACACCUUCGAGCUGGUUGGCAAGGUUCUGGAUGUCUUGGGAACUGCCAAGGUUGCGGUUGUGAUGCCGCCGCCGGAGAAUCUGUCGAAGAGCGUGCAGCCUCUGAUGGUUCUCUCCUUCACCAUUCCGAAGCCACCGCAUGAGGAGGUGGGCGACGCUGUUUGGCGGAAAUAUGUGCCCGAGGCUUUGCAGCGCGGCCUGAUGCAGGCUAAGCCGGAUCCGCUUGUUGUUGGCACUGGAUUGGAGAAAAUUCAGGAGGCUAUUGAUAGACAGAAGGCUGGUGUGUCCGCGAAGAAAGUUGUUGUUCUUCUGUAG
Lasiodiplodia theobromae is the source of this 1035-nucleotide messenger RNA. Its product is annotated as alcohol dehydrogenase. The transcript has 5 exons. The record is from RefSeq and is a predicted model, not a curated record. Gene Ontology annotation, molecular function: oxidoreductase activity, acting on NAD(P)H. The coding region runs from base 1 to 1035 and encodes 344 amino acids. NCBI's taxonomy places the organism in Eukaryota, Fungi, Ascomycota, Dothideomycetes, Botryosphaeriales, Botryosphaeriaceae.